UUCCCUUUAUUCACACAGUUCCCACUAGCUGAUCAGUCACUCUGGUCUGUGAGUUCUUGAGGUCGGACACACCUGGCCUGUACCUCAGAUCAAACCAUGGCUGUUGUCCUGGAAAACAUAUGGAAUGAUACUGAUUGGUGGAUGUUCAUGGAGGAUGAAUUUCAAAAUUUCACUGGCACACCACCCACAGAAAAAUAUUAUAGUCCCUGUAGGCUGGACACUGAGACACUCAACAAAGAUGCUGUGGUUGUCAUCUAUUCCCUGGUGUUCCUGCUGAGCCUGCUGGGAAACUCCCUGGUGAUGCUGGUCAUCUUAUACAACCGGGUCAGCCGUUCUGUCACCGAUAUCUACCUGUUGAACCUGGCCAUAGCUGACCUGCUCUUUGCCUUGACCUUGCCUAUCUGGGCUGCCUCCAAGGCAAAGGGCUGGACCUUCGGCACACUCCUGUGCAAGGUGGUUUCGCUCUUGAAGGAAAUCAACUUUUAUAGUGGUAUUCUAUUACUGGCCUGCAUCAGCAUAGACCGCUACCUGGCCAUUGUCCAUGCCACACGCACAUUGACCCAGAAGCGACACUGGGUCAAGUUCAUAUGCUUAGGCAUCUGGGUCCUGUCCCUGAUCCUGUCCCUGCCCGUCUUCAUUGUACGUGAGGCCUACAAACCACCCUAUUCCAGCCCAGUCUGCUAUGAACACAUGGGUGCCAAUACAACAAAAUGGCGGAUGGUGAUGCGGAUCCUGCCCCAGACCUUCGGCUUCCUCCUGCCACUGCUGGUCAUGCUCUUCUGCUAUGGACUCACCCUGCGCACGCUGUUCGAGGCCCACAUGGGGCAGAAGCACCGGGCCAUGCGGGUCAUCUUUGCUGUUGUGCUCGUCUUCCUGCUCUGCUGGCUGCCCUACAACCUGGUCCUGGUCGCAGACACCCUCAUGAGGAUCCGGGUGAUCAAGGAGACCUGCGAGCGCCGCAACGACAUUGGCCGGGCCCUGGACGCCACCGAGAUUCUGGGGUUCUUCCACAGCUGCCUCAACCCCCUCAUCUACGCCUUCAUCGGCCAGAAGUUUCGCCAUGGACUCCUUAAGAUCAUGGCCAUCCAUGGCCUGGUCAGCAAGGAGUACUUGGCCAAGGACAGCAGGCCUUCCUUUAUUGGCUCUUCUUCAGGGAACACUUCUACUACAAUCUGAGCCCCCACCCCUGUUGCAGCCUCUCAGGGCUCCUCCUGUCCCCCCAGCAUCCCAUUCCAAGCCUUACAUCCACUGGUUGUUCCCAGUCUCUGUGUCAAGGCCAUGCCUCAUUGGGGUUACAGGAAUUGCUGGGGCCACAUCCUUCCCAGGUCCCCACUGUGGGGUUGGGGAAGCCUGCCCUGACGCCCUACCCCUUACCAUAAUUACUAUGUCAACUGCUGGCGCUCUGUCCAUCCUACCGCUGAGCCCACAGUACUCAGUUUCCUGGACAUCUGAAAGGCAUCCUUGGAAGUGACUGCAGAAAGUUCUCACCACUGGGAGAUAUCAGUGGCACACGUUCGUUGGUUCUGCAACUCUCCCUUUCCUUGCUUGCCAGCAAAGUCCACCUCCCUAGAGAGAGACUGAAGGUGACAGACAAUUUCUAAGACUCCCUGAAGCUAGGAGUGGGCGUAUCAUCCACUUGUGACUAAUAAGACUUAAGGGCAAUAGUGUGCUGGUAUGCCACUCUCCGGGGAGAAGGGCUCUGAUUUGUAACGUUUACCAAGUGCCCUGGUGUAAACACUCCCUCUAUGAUUUCAAGGGUGACAGUGUUUAGCAACCAGCUCACAAAUUCUAGAAAAUGUACUAAUCUGCUUUCACAAGCAAGUACAAGCUGGCUUUAGCAUACCAUUGCUUAAGAGGAAGUCUGCUAGGGCCAGGGGACUCCUGGGAAAUAUUCCUGAUUAAAAAAGAAAGAGAUACACAU
Messenger RNA from Manis pentadactyla (Chinese pangolin), 1921 nucleotides. RefSeq names its product C-X-C motif chemokine receptor 1 (gene CXCR1). Gene Ontology annotation, molecular function: C-X-C chemokine receptor activity; interleukin-8 binding. Bases 97 to 1176 code for a protein of 359 amino acids. Gene Ontology annotation, biological process: neutrophil chemotaxis; immune response; G protein-coupled receptor signaling pathway. Lineage: Eukaryota; Metazoa; Chordata; Mammalia; Pholidota; Manidae. The record is from RefSeq and is a predicted model, not a curated record. Gene Ontology annotation, cellular component: membrane. The transcript has 2 exons.